Messenger RNA from Mesoplodon densirostris (Blainville's beaked whale), 1050 nucleotides. RefSeq names its product solute carrier family 10 member 1 (gene SLC10A1). Gene Ontology annotation, molecular function: bile acid:sodium symporter activity. Gene Ontology annotation, biological process: bile acid and bile salt transport. Gene Ontology annotation, cellular component: membrane. The record is from RefSeq and is a predicted model, not a curated record. Bases 1 to 1050 code for a protein of 349 amino acids. NCBI's taxonomy places the organism in Eukaryota, Metazoa, Chordata, Mammalia, Artiodactyla, Ziphiidae. The transcript has 5 exons.
AUGGAGGCCCUCAAUGAGUCUGCCCAGUUCAACUUCUCCCUGCCGCAGAACUUCGGCAAGCGGCCCACCGACUGGGCGCUGAGUGUCAUCCUGGUGAUCAUACUGUUAACCAUCAUGCUCUCACUGGGCUGCACCAUGGAGUUCAGCAAGAUCAAGGUGCACUUCUGGAAGCCUAAGGGGCUGGCCAUCGCCCUGGUGGCGCAGUACGGCAUCAUGCCCCUCACUGCCUUUGCAUUGGGCAAGGUCUUCCAGCUGAACAACAUCGAGGCACUGGCCAUCCUAAUCUGCGGCUGCUCGCCGGGGGGGACCCUCUCCAACAUCUUCACUCUGGCCGUGAAAGGGGACAUGAACCUCAGCAUCGUGAUGACCACCUGCUCUACCUUCUUUGCCCUGGGCAUGAUGCCCCUCCUCCUGUACAUUUACUCCAGGGGCAUCUAUGAUGGGACCCUGAAGGACAAGGUGCCCUAUGGCGGCAUCAUGAUAUCACUGAUCCUGAUUCUCAUUCCUUGCACCAUAGGCAUCAUCCUCAAAUCCAAACGGCCACAAUACGUACGUUAUGUCACCAAGGGAGGGAUGAUCCUCCUGCUUUUGUGCAGUGUGGCUGUCGUAGUGCUCUCUGUCCUCAACGUGGGCAAGAGCAUUUUGUUUGUCAUGACACCACACUUGCUGGCCACCUCCUCCCUGAUGCCUUUCAUCGGCUUCCUGCUAGGCUACAUUCUCUCUGCUCUGUUCCGCCUCAACAGACGGUGCAGACGCACUGUCAGCAUGGAGACUGGAUGCCAAAAUAUUCAACUGUGCUCCACCAUCCUCAACGUGACCUUCCCCCCUGAAGUCAUUGGACCACUCUUCUUCUUUCCUCUCCUCUAUAUGAUUUUCCAGUUUGGAGAAGGGCUUCUCCUCAUUGUCCUCUUUCGGUGCUAUGAGAAGAUCAAGCCUUCCGAGCAUAAAACUAAAAUGAUCUCCAAAGCUGACACAACUGAAAACACCAUUCCAACAGCUCUGGGAAAUGGCACCCACAAAGGGGAGGCGUGCCCCCCUUGCACAGCCUAG